Myripristis murdjan (pinecone soldierfish) is the source of this 7529-nucleotide messenger RNA. RefSeq names its product zinc finger, CCHC domain containing 14 (gene zcchc14). Gene Ontology annotation, molecular function: zinc ion binding; phosphatidylinositol binding; nucleic acid binding. The transcript is spliced from 15 exons. NCBI's taxonomy places the organism in Eukaryota, Metazoa, Chordata, Actinopteri, Holocentriformes, Holocentridae. Bases 200 to 4021 code for a protein of 1273 amino acids. The record is from RefSeq and is a predicted model, not a curated record.
CCAAAUUAGCCCCGACUUUAUGGCCGGUCGAGAGUAGUACAGUUUACUCACACGCACGCGUGCGCAAUUACGCACGCAGCCUACACACGCUCUCUUUGUUGUGAAGUUUACUCAGUUCAACCACUAAUCCAGUUAGCCGAGUCUGUUACACAGACCGGAUAGGCCCCUUGGUCCCCACAUCCCCAGUUGAUGAGUGAGGAUGGUGGAGAGCCGGAGCUGGAUCCAGAGGGAGGGGGUGUACCGCUGGUUCUCCUCCCUCACCUCAGCCCAGAGAGUGGAGUUCCUGUGCGGCCUGCUGGACCUCUGCGUCCCCAUCGAGCUGCGCUUCCUCGGCUCCUGCCUGGAGGACUUGGCCCGCAAGGAUUACCACUCUCUCCGGGAUGCGGAGAUUAAAGCCAACAACCCGGCCGACCUGUCGGGGCUCACCAACAUCACGGACGAGGUGGUGCGCAGCAAGCUGCUGGUCUCCCUCGCCCUGCUCGGCUCGGACAACCGGGAGGCGGCGGGGGUCCUUUACCGGACACUGACGCACAUUGACACGGUGAUCAACAAUUACGGCCUGCCGCUGAACGACGAGCGGACCGAGGAGCAGUUCCUGCUGCUGUUCACCAUGGCCUCCAACCACCCGGCCUUCAGCUUCCACCAGAAGCAGGUGCUGAGGCAGGAGCUCAGCCAGAUCCACGACAUCCUGCAGGUGGGCAGCGGAGGCGGCGGAUGCGGCGGAGGCGGAGGAGAGGCUCAAGCGGCAGGGCUUAGCGGGGAUCGAACAGCCGACUGUUACGCCCAGCAGCAUCAUCACCACCAUCACCAUCAGCCCGUCACCCUGCCUCUGGCCCCCGCCUCCUGCAGCCUACCUGAGGCCAACUCUGCCUACCUGCCCCUGUCUGCCUGCCAGCCCUGCCACACACACUGCUCCUGCUGGCACAAGCUCCCAGGUGUGUGUGUGUGUGUGUGUGUGUACCUGUGCAAAGCCUCUCUCUCUGCAGCUACACCCCGAGGAUGUUGCUAUAAAUACAAGUACGCUCUCAGUCAACUAACGUGGCUAAACAUCGGUUCGUGCAGCAGUGCCAGAUCUGUCUCCGCGCUUUGUUUUAGCUCGGUGCCAGGGCUGCAGAGGGUGGCUCAGCUGGAAGCGAUGCACUCCGAGUUUCUCCAGCCAGGCGCGGCGCAGAUCCACAGCGUGGUGUUCGAGCUUGGCCAGGCCAGGGAGGCCGGCGUGGGUUCAGUCGUCGGGUCAGGGGUCACCGCGGGACGAGCGGACCCUGUGGUCGGCCAGGACCUGCCCCCCCCACAUGCGGACCUCCCUGCUGCUUCUCACCCACCUCCUCCCCUUCCCCCCGGGCAAAGCCAAGAAGCACCAGCACCGGCCAAGAACCACCCAGGGAAGGCUGGAAAAGCGGUGAUUGAGAGGGUGGUGCUGAGAGAAGUCACGCACAAGCCUGAUGACACUGGAGAAUAUAUGCUGGAGGCCAGCUGGUCAGACGGCUGUGUGUCCUCUGUGGUCCGAACUCAGCAGGAGGUGAUGGAGCUGCUGUCCCAGCUAUCACAAGCAUUUCCUGAUGAAGGGGUGGAAAAGUUCCUCCCUCAGUCCCUGGAGCUGGACCCCAGGUGUGUGACGGCGCUGCCCUGCCACAUCCUGCAGCACCACAGCGUCCAGCUCUUCUUCUCCUCCAGCAGGCCGCUGUCGCCCGGCGGUCCUCCUGCCCUGCCCUCCCCCCUGCCGGCCCUCCCCUCCUCCCCCCCCAGGGCUCCGGUGGCCCUCGCCUGCCCCUUCACCUCCAGCAGCAGUCUGGGCUGUUUGCUGCAGUACAGAGGAGCCAACAGGGCGGCGUACGGAGCGGCCAGCGUCCAGCCCGUCGUGACUGUCCACAGCUCCCCCCUGACUCGCUCCAACCCUCACCUCUCCUCUCUCCCUCCUCCUCUUCCCCCCUCCAUGCCUCCUCCCCAGCACUCCCCCCAGCUGUCCUCUCUCCCUCCCCCCGCACCCGUCCAGCCCCCCCAGGCCUCCGAUGGCGCCCCCCAGCUCCAGGCCCACUCUCAGUCCCAUUCUUACUCCCAGCACCACCCUCAGCCUCAAACCAGCAGCCAGCCCGGCGGCCAACCCCAGUCCCAGUCGCAGCCUCAGCACCCGUCCCAUUCCCAGCCAUCGUCCCACUCACAUUCCCAGCCCGGUCCUCAGUCCCACCCGUACCCGCAGUCCCAUGCGCAGCCGUCGUCCCCGUCCCAGUCCCAGGCCAACACCCCAGAGCAGAACGGCAUCCUGGACUGGCUACGCAGGCUCCGGCUCCACAAGUACUACCCCGUCUUCAAGCAGCUCACCAUGGAGGAGUUUCUAGCACUGACAGAGGAGGACCUGAACAAGUAUGAUUUGACCCAAGGAGCCAAGAAGAAACUGAAGACUCAGCUGGAGCUACAGAACAGGGAGAUGAAGAUGGAGAAGCGUUACACAGCCUCUCAGUUCUCUGGGUCCUGCGGUGGCAUUGCCAGGGUGACACCCUCUAGUCACAUGGGGCCCUCACCACACCCGACACCUGGUGCAGGAGAGCUGCGAGUGGAGGUGGAUGCCGUGCCCCACCACCACCCCUGCCCCGUUCCCAGAGACGGCAGCUCCUCCUCUGGCUACUCGAGCUCUCCCUGCUCCCCCCGGACGCCGCUCUGCCGCGAGCUGACCUUCGACAGGGCCAGAGACAUUCACAGACGCACGUCGGGUCCCGACCCAGCAGGUGGCGGUCUGGAGAAGGAGCGGCCGUGCGUCGUUCUCCUCAACACCAGCGGCCCUUCAGGCUCCAGUCGGCCCACAGCGCAGGUCCUCCCCGUCCAGACCGACGCAGCUCCUCCUCUCCCGGCCUCCUGCUCCUCCCAUCACUCCUUUGGCCUCCCUCAGUCUCCCCAGCACCCCCAGGCCAGCUACCCACAGACGCUGCUCUCUCCAGUGUCCAACCCCGCGCGCAUCAUGACCUCCCCGCGCAAGCCCAGGCCUCCCCCCCUGUGCGCGGAGGACAGGGGCAAGCCGCUGGUCUCGGGCAUGCCCGGCGCCGGCGCGGGGUUCGGCACAGGUUUGGGAGUCGGGAUGGGGGUGAGGCUGGAGAACCUGUUCCCGGGGCUGAACAAGGACGGCUCCUCGCCCCUCCAGGAGUCGGUGGUGUGUCGAGGCCUGGCGGGAGGAGGUCUUGGUCUGAUGGUGGAAACGAGCUCCGCUCUCACCUCCACCUCCAACAGCCUCCACCACGUCUCCCACCCGCCUCUUCACUUCCACCUGUCCUCCUCUUCGUCUCCCUCUCCAUCUGGGUACUACUCCUCCUCCUCCUCCCCCUCCCCCUUCCCUUCUUAUUCCUCCUGUUCCUCUACAAAGUCUGGUCCCCAGUCUGGGAGCUCCAGCACCGGAGGGGUAGGAGGAGGAGGUGGCUUUGUUGCUAUGCCAACCGCCAGCAGCGUCCCUGUGGCGGCGGUGCCCGGCAACACCUACUGCCUCCCUCAGCCUACCUCCAGCCCCUCCCCCUCCCCUUCCUCCUCCUCUUCGGUGGACGGCCCCGCCGCCAACCAAGGCUCAGGCCACGCCUCCUCCGUGUGCGUGUGCAGCUCGUGCGGCUGCCGGGGGAACUGUGGGGCGUACGGGGCGUUACCCGGGUACGCGGCGGCCGGGUACCUGCAGCCGUUCUCAGCCGGCCCCUCCCUCUUCACGCUGGGUCCCCUGCUCCAUCUGAGCCCGCUGAUAGCCACAUCCAGCGCCGCCGGCAGCAGCACAGUGCCCUUCUCCUACCCGAUGGUGGCGCCGCCAUCUCUCUACCGCCAUAGUCCUGUGUCACAUGACCAACAGCAGGGCUUCAGCUUCUACCAGCCCCAUGGCAUGCUGGGAAACGGCGGCCAGAAGCGGGCAUCAGGGAACUUGUCCUGUUAUAACUGUGGCGCCGGCGGGCACAGAGCAGAGGACUGCAAACAGCCGCCCAUGGACUCGAUCCAGCAAGGGAUGUUCCGCCUGAAGUACACUCCUCACUCCGACAGCAAGGACUCAGGGGACUAACGGCGAGGCACACCCGGGGGAUCGGAACCAGCGACUGCGCCUCGUGUUUUUCCUGAAGUUCCCGGGCAGCGGCCACAGAGCUGAAAGGAACAGAUGACGCGGCCGCUUGCUGGUGCUUUCUAGUGAAGAGCCAUUCUGUUUUUGCUUUUCUCGUCAUUCUUUUAGGAGACGCCAUACCUUAAGAGAGCCUUCGGCCGUGAUCACAGGAAGGAGAGAGCAGGGAAAAACAAGGGGACGAGUUGCUUUUUCAUCGUAUUUAUUAUGCAUUACUAAGGGAUAGAGGAGGGUGGGUGAGGAAGAGGAGGAAUAAGAACCAGAUGGAAGAGGGGAAGGGAGGCGGCACACGGACGAAUCUGAGAGGAAACUGUUGUCAGACCUCGGUGUGACGGUUUGUGUGGCGUCUCUCCUCACGUCCCCCCUGAUGUCAGCUCCACCUUCAUGUCCCAGACGACAGCAGCGGCACAAACAAUCCAAACCGGCGCGAGGAAAUGCACUUCCUGGUGUGUCGUGAUACUCUGAUCACGUAAACAUGGAGGCCGGCCAAGAGGCUCAGAAUAUCCGAGACUGUGUCAGUGAUGCGGAUCUGGAUGGAAAUGCCUGUUUUACAUUUGACCCAUCCUCUUCCUGUAAGUGUCUUUGAGACAGUUCUCAAACCAAAGACGGUGUGCGUUCACAUGCACUCCAGCGUCUCCUUCACGUCGUGGAUUCUCACAUUUUACGAGCGCGUCCCGAGCGUCGGAGCCUGUUACAGUGAGCCAGAGGACACACCACGCCUGGGACAUACACACAGGCGUCAUCGGCACGUAUCCCGGUCCUCAUUCGGAGGUCAGAUCGUCGGUCACGAGUGACGUUCAGCUCUCUGACCGCUUGUAUUUUCCGUUGUGCUGCAUGAAUACGACUUGAUUUCUUUUCAAAUCAAGAGUCGACUCAGGACAGGACAGCAGGCGCCGGCACACACUCGCUCUCCCGCCAGGACAGAGUCAGCUUUACAGUCCCGCUCUCCGUUCAGUCUGCUGUCAUUCGGUUCGGCUCACAGCUCAUGUAGAAUCCGGGUUACAGCGUUUUACAGUGUCAAGGGUGUAGAAUGAAAGAGGCGUAAGUGACCUUUUUCCUAAUUUUAUGGAAAACUUUCGUUGAUUGCACCUGUCAUUUUCCAGCAUGAGAACCAUUCAAACCUUUGCAGAGAUCAGAGCUGUUUGUUGCAGUUUGUCAUUGAAUUUGGUGGUUUUUGGGUCGUUUCAGUUUCAGCUUCACUCUUUUGACCAUCACACAGACCUCAACAGGAGCGUCCCAGUCACAUAUAAUGUUCGUUUUUGGCCGACGUGCCCCUUUGACCCUGGUUCCCGUUUGGGACCCGUCACAAUGAUCUGCUCGCUCCUCCUUGGACAAAAGAGGAGAGAUAAUCCACUUCCAGUUUAUUCCUGGUUGAUUUGAUUCAGAGCAUCGUGAAAAAAGUGUGAGCGUGUCUAAUGUACAUGGAUCGAGGUGAUGUGUGCUCCAACAGCAGUUGGAUUGAGAACGGUUCAGCUUGGUCUUCAGCGUUGGUUAGGAUUGUUAGUGGAACCUCUACCAGCCGCCUUCCCGCCCACCUUAUAGUGAACCCUGCCGACGGUGCCUGGGAUUGAACCCGACCCAUCAACUUUGGCUUGUUAUUCAGCCUCUCUACCUCUGGGCCAGCCUGAAUGUGCCAAAUACUGCUCCCCUGUCCCGAGGCAGCGUGGCAGAGCUGCCGGGACGCUCUCCGCUCACCACCAUGUCAGAACAUUUUUCAAAAUAGAACAUCUCCACAUCACCAUUUUUUUCUCCUCAUGAUGAGGGACAGUAAAAAAAAAAAAAAAAAAAAAAGUGCCAGAGUUCACAUCUCUCAGAUUCAGUCAUCCAUAUUGUUGUUUUUCACAUUGUUGAUGGGUUUUCAGUGUUGAGCUGCCAGGAAACAAGUGAAAAACAGAAUAGAGCAGUGCCUCUUUGUCAUAAAUAUGUACAACAACAGUGUACACGGGUGUCUGAGUUUGUGAUUGUUUCAAGGUUUUGAACUUGUUAUUUUAUUGGACCGGUGCCUUUAAGGAUGUUUGCCUCCUUUCUGGUUUAAUGAAGCAGUGAGGACUGUCUGACAGAAUGUGGGUACAUUUCUAAAGAUAGAUUUGUUGUCAGAAUGAAUGUUAAGUUGAGAAUGGCGCCACCUGGCUGUGGCCAGUGAAGCACUUUUCACCUGAGUGAUGGAGGUGUAGGCAGAGAUACAGGCUGGACACACACAGUGUUGCCAGUGAAAGCCAACAGAGGUGACACACAGAGAGUUAUUUGAUUUUUAAUUUUUUUUUUUUUGAGAAAUAAUAUAUUUGCCAAUCAAUAAAUGCGACUUAUCCUUCUCAAUGCUUAACAGAUGACUGCUGGAGCAGCUUCCUGGCAGCACUGUUCAAACUGUCUCCCGGUGUGUUCAAGGCGUUGACUUUACGUGUGUGGCCGGGCAGGACCCGGUGUGUUAAGACACAAGGACAGCCGGUCCUUCAGAUAAAACUGUGCCUGUACCCCUGGAGGGAACAGCGCCGAGUACAUGGGAUGCUUAUUUAAAAUGGUAAACACUAAAAAUAUGUAAACCAAUCAUGACUUAUGUAUGCGGGUGUAUGUGAACAGAAUCGAAAAACAAUCCUGUUGUGAUAUCAAAAAUGUGUCGUCUCUGGAUUUUCGUCUAAAAGCCAGUAACGGGACACUGAAGUUGCCUGGCUCGAAAUCAACCAAACACCUGAACAAACGGUCUCGCCAUCAAGGACUCUGUGAAUUGUGGAAUUCAUGGGCCUAAGCUGCGUCUUUAAUUUUCAUUUCAGUUUCUGCAUUUUUGAAUCAACACAAACGUACAUGACACAUUAGUUUCCAGUGGUUUUGCAGCACCGGAAGAUAUUUCAGUGUUAUUUUCAUCUAGGAAAUGCAAGGUUCUUAUGUGGCAAAAUAUUACUUUUCUGGUGGCAGAUGACAAGUGAGAAACAACUCUCUUGUGUGACUGUUUGAAACGUACCUUGGGCUGCCAUUGGACAAACUCAGUGUUGUUUUUUACGUGGCGUCCGGUGGGUGGAGCGGCGUCAGCACUGCCAAGGCCACGGUUCACUUUCCACUGCAGUUUUAUGUGCUUGGCGGGCCUUUGCCUUCGUAAUGCGUUCAUCAGAAGUCAUAGGUUUUAUAAGGUCUAGGAUUUUUUCGAGUAAUACAUCAUGAAAGCGAAAUCGAGAGAUCGGAUUUUUUUUUGUUGUUGUUUGUUUGUCAUGUGACUUUAAUCCCGGCCCGUUCAGGAGGAUUACAGAGCCAGGUACACUGACUUACAGCAUGCAUGUUGCUUCAUCUUUAAUAAAAUGUGCUUUUGGAAAUAUUUGCAGAUGUUUGAACACAGUUUGAACACAUGAUCUUGUUCAUUUCUUAGGUCAAAAUUUUGUAUUGCUUAGUGUGUUUUCAGACCUGUUUUAUAUUUUGCAUCAGAAUUUUGAGGGUACAAAAAAAAAAAAAUAUUUGAAUAAUAAAA